This is a messenger RNA of Parascedosporium putredinis, 204 nucleotides long. Lineage: Eukaryota; Fungi; Ascomycota; Sordariomycetes; Microascales; Microascaceae. The record is from the annotation of a GenBank genome assembly.
AUGGCCACCAUACUGCAAGGACCCCCCCGCCUUUGUACAACGUUGGUCAUCACCAUUCCCUCAUUGCUCGCGCGCCCUGAAAAGAAAGCUACGCAAGCAGCUCAUGGUGCAUUACACGUUCCAGUUGCUAGGGUUGACAUGCCCAUCAAGACCAUCAGCUCCACUGAGGGGGGCGCCUCAUUGCCGGACUGCUGUCGCCGUUAG